Camponotus floridanus (Florida carpenter ant) is the source of this 2675-nucleotide messenger RNA. RefSeq names its product ABC transporter G family member 23. Bases 264 to 2480 code for a protein of 738 amino acids. Gene Ontology annotation, molecular function: ATP binding; ABC-type transporter activity; ATP hydrolysis activity. The record is from RefSeq and is a predicted model, not a curated record. NCBI's taxonomy places the organism in Eukaryota, Metazoa, Arthropoda, Insecta, Hymenoptera, Formicidae. The transcript is spliced from 15 exons. Gene Ontology annotation, cellular component: membrane.
GUGCAGCGAAAAAUAAUAAUAAGCGAAAAUAACAGCGAGAAAGUCUUAAAAAAACAAUAAACACUCGCUUAUUAAAUCGAAAGCAAGCGAACGUCAAUGAGAAUAAUGUUGUUAUGGUGUGAAAGUAUUAUUUUUGGAAAUAUCGGAAUGCUUCGUUAAUUAUAUUAUCAUACGAGAUAGAGAGUGUAAAUUUUUCUUGUAACUAUAACAUGAAUUGUUAUUGAUUAAUCAAUUUUACGACCGGAAAUAUUUCUACAUUAUCAAUGCCACCGCGCAAUCGAAAGGGUCAGCCAUUCUCUCACAAAUGGUGGUCUAUGAAAAUGCGCAAGUAUCCAACAGUUCGAUCGCUGAAUGAACAGUCCUCACCGUUUCGCAAAAUGAUGCAGCAAAAUGCAGUGGUCGUGAAAAAUGCCGUCAAGUAUUAUGUAUCAGAGAAGCCAAUACUCGACGGCUUGAACAUGACCGUUCCAAAGGGUUCGAUAUAUGGACUUUUGGGCGCAAGUGGAUGCGGCAAGACGACACUGUUAUCCUGCGUCGUCGGAGUUAAGCAUCUCAACACGGGAAAUAUAUGGGUUUUGGGAGGAAAUCCAGGCAGACCGGGCUCCGGAAUUCCUGGACCUCGCGUAGGUUAUAUGCCGCAGGAAAUCGCCUUGGUCGGGGAGUUCACCGUGAACAGUGCUCUCUAUUACUUCGGCAGGAUUAACGGACUCGAGGACGAGGAGAUCGGAAUAAGACAGAAAUUUCUUUCGGAAUUGCUCCAACUGCCUCCAGCAAAUCAUUUGGUAAAAAACAUGAGCGGAGGUCAACAGAGGAGAGUCUCCUUCGCUGCUGCGUUGAUUCAUAGUCCUGAAUUUUUGAUUUUGGAUGAACCCACCGUAGGCCUGGAUCCAAUUUUGAGCAGCAAUAUCUGGAUCUAUCUAACCAAGAUCACUCAGGAGGAAGGCAUCACUGUAUUGAUCACAACGCAUUAUAUCCAGGAGGCUAAAGAUGCUAAUAUGAUAGGUUUGAUGAGAUGUGGUAAAUUGUUGGCGGAAUCGUCGCCACAAGAAUUGCUGAACCGAUUUAAUUGCUCAUCUUUAGAAGAAGCAUUCCUGGGACUGUGCCAGGCGCAAGAUAGCACGAUGCUCGAAAAUGCUUCCGAGGUUCCAGCGAUCAAAGAAAUUGAAGAUGAAGCGUUAAUUCAAGAUGAAGAUAAUUAUAAACGAAUGAAAGGUCGAAUCGCGGAUUACAAAGCAAGAGCGAUAUAUAAUGUCUCGGCAUCGAGAAGAUUCAAGGCUUUGAUGAUAAAGAAUGGUAUACAAUUUUUCCGUUAUUACUCAGGUAUAAUUUUCGCGGUGUUAUUCCCGCUAUUAGAAGUCGGCUCGUUUUUCGGCGGGGUCGGUGGUGAACCAAAAGACUUAACGAUUGGUAUCAUCAAUCACGAAGCUGGCAAUUGCGAUUACGGCAACAACAUCGGCAAAGUUUGGUUCGACGAAGAGAACCGCACUUGUCACUUUAAUAAUCUCAGUUGUAGAUUUCUUCACGAGUAUGGCGAUUCUAACAUAGAGCAGGAAUUUUAUGACAACAUGUCUGAAGCAACUGACGCUAUACGCGAUGGUGAUCUCGUCGGAAUAAUGUACUUUAAUCACAACUUUUCCGAAGCUCUACAGAGACGAAUUGAUAACUAUGGAACCGCUAAGACGGAAGAUAUUCUGUCCGGUCAGAUUGAUAUAUUUCUAGAUAUGGGUGAUAUGCAAAUUGGACAAUUCAUGGAGUAUAAGCUGUACAAACGCUUCUUCGAGAUUUUUGAGGGUGUGAUGAGAGAUUGUAAAUAUUCACCAAAAUUGGCUGGUGUGCCUAUUCAAUUUGAGAAUGCGACUUAUGGUGAUAUGGACCACGGUUAUGAUUAUUUUAUCGCACCAAGUUUCAUGAUGAUAUUGAUCUUUUUUCUGGCUACUACAAUCUCCACCACUUUAAUAAUCACGGAUCGGAUGGAGGGCGUUUGGGAUCGAAGCUUGGUUCAAGGUGUCAAGAACAGCGAAAUCCUGCUAGCUCAUAUUCUGACUCAGACUAGCCUCAUAAUUAUUCACGUUUCGGUAAUAAUGACCCUGUUCUUUCCUAUAUGGGAUUUAAAAUGUGAAGGGUCAUAUUUCCAUGUAUUCAUCAUUAUGUUUCUUAAUGGUCUCAGUGGACUAAUGUACGGUUUUUUCAUCUCCGUUACGUGUAAAACUCAUACUCUGGCGAAUUAUGCUUCGGCUGGAAGUUUCUUCCCAUUAAUAAUAUUAAGCGCAUCCAUAUGGCCGGUAGAGGGAAUACCAAAGGGACUUCGUAUCGUUAGUUACUCUAUGCCGACGACCUUGCCUGCCAUAGCCUUGAGAGCAAUUAUUUUCAAAGGUUAUUCUUUUGACAAAGAGGAGGUUUUCACUAGUAUUUUAGUGAGUUUAGCAUAUAUAAUAAUUUUUUUUAUCAUUGUAUUAAUCAGCCUAAGAUCGAAAACUUAAAGUAAUAGAAGCAUUUAGAAGUAGAAAGAAAAUAUAUUUGAAAAAAAGACAAUGCCUUGCAAUUAAUUAGGAUUAUGAUAGAGUUAGUUCGACAAAGAUACGAGGCAUUUCGCUUAACUCGAGCCAAAGUAUAUUCAUUUGAUAACAUAAAAAUUUAUAAAUAUCUUAUUUCUUUGAGUGACUAUUUACAAGAAA